AUGGCCGAGGUGGGCGGCGGCGAGGACGACCGCCGCAGCAGCGGUAGUGGCGGCGGCGGAGGCGACAGCAACAGACGCGGCAGCUGCGGCAGCGGCAGCGACAGCAGCAGCGGCGAUGACGGCGGCAGCGACAGCAUAAGUGGCAGCGACAGCGAGACCGAUCUCCCGGCGCUCCGUGGGCCAGAGGCCCGGCGGCUCGCCCGCUUCGACAAGCCGGCGGAACUCACCAGCCGCCGCACUAGGGAGAACCCUCGCCGAAGCCCGAGGUACGAGUCGCCCCCGUCGCCGACAAGUGCCGAAGCCCUGCUCGCCUCGGUGGCGAACCUGCCCGUCAGCAGCACGGAGGAGUUCACCCGCUGGAUGCUCUCGGCGGUGCUUCACGUGGCGGGGGGGCUAGAGGCGAGGGUGGUGCGAGAGUUGCUGUCCGAGCGCGCGGACGAGGACCACGUUUCGCGCCAAGAGGCGGAGGACUUCCUGCUGGGUACGGUGGACCUCAUGCUCAACUCGCCAGACGCCUUCGAGACGACUCUGGCGUCCCCCGAGCUAAGUGAAUCCCCCAUAGGCAAACGUUCGAGUGAAGUAGAACCCCCCCCCAUGACCGUAGCCGGCGUUGCCAAGUCUGUGUACAGAGAUGGGUGGGAACAGGCAGCCAUGAGAGAAGAGUUUGAAGGGCACUUGGACACAGGGACGUUUUCAUUCGUAGACGGCGCGCCAGGGGGGCGAAGGCCUGGGAGCUCAAAGUGGUGUUUUAGUUGGAAGACCAACAAGGAAGGGAAGAUGGAAAAGUUCAAAGCGCGUCCGGUGGCUAGGGGGUUUUCGCAAUUCCCGAACGUCGAUUAUUUCCAUUCGUCUUCCCCUUGCCCAUCAUCCGCAUCCAUCAAACUCAUGCUUGCGGUAGCAAACGAAAAGGGCAUGAACCUCAAUCACUGGGAUGUGAAGCAGGCGUACACACAGGCCACGUUAGACGAGAAGGUUUUUCUGAAGCUCGCCGCUGGGUGUGGGGAAAAAUCGCAUAAAACUGUUAAGGCUGACCGUGCGAUCUACGGUCUGAAGCAGAGCGGUAGGCAGUGGAGGUACCACGCUGCUGAUACGCUAGUCGAGAACGGGUUUGAACAGUGCAAGGCGGACCCGUGUGUUUUCCGCAAAGUUGGUAGACGAAGUCGUGGUGAUGAUUAUCGUGAUAAAUGUGGAUGACAUUUUGGUGGCUGGGUGGGUCUGACGAGGAUUGCGAGGAGUUGCUUGCUUCUCUCUACAAGGAAUUCCCCACCAAAAAUGUGUGAGAAUGCGAAUGGUUUGACGGGAGUGCCAUCGAGAGAGAUGUAGAGGAUGGGACUCUUAAA
Ectocarpus sp. CCAP 1310/34 is the source of this 1340-nucleotide messenger RNA. The record is from the annotation of a GenBank genome assembly. Lineage: Eukaryota; Phaeophyceae; Ectocarpales; Ectocarpaceae.